CCUCUCGCGCGGCAAUUCACUCACUUGCUCGCUCGCACCCGUCCGCUCGCUCCCUUCCUUCUCAACGGCUCAAGACAAGUGUCCCGGGCACGACUGCCGCUGCCGCUGCCGCCGCCGCCGCGAAGGGAAAGGCGGUCAACACACCUGCCCAGUUACAGCCGAGACUUACAGACUGCCGAGAGACGGAGAGAAAGGCCAUCCCGGAAAUAAAAAUGAACGUGCGGUGACCUCCCCCGGCGGAAGGGAGGCUAGAGGCGGUCAAACUCGAGGAAAAAGUUGCGGCAAGUGCGGCGGGAGGCAGCGAGGCGCCGGCCUGGGCCGAGAGCGGAGGGAAGGGACGAGCGAUAGAGUGAGCGAGCGGCCGUUGGGCUGAGGGAUCGCGCGGGCGGGCAGGCAGCAGGCGCUCGCUCCAGGGCCGGGCCGAGCCGAUCGCCCGGACCCGACCCGACCAGCAUGGACUUCAAGACGGCCGUGUUCAACGCGGCCCGCGACGGCAAGCUGCGGCUGCUGCAGAAGCUGCUGACCGCCAAGAGCCGCGACGAGGUGUCGGUGCUGGCGGCCGAGAAGACCAACGGCGCCACGGCGCUGCUGAUGGCGGCCCGCUACGGCCACCUGGACGUGGUGGUCUACUUGCUGGAGGAGUGCGGAGCGGACGUGGAACUCGGCGGCUCCGUCAACUUCGACGGCGAGACGAUCGAGGGGGCGCCGCCGCUGUGGGCCGCCUCGGCCGCCGGCCACCUGUCUGUGGUGAGGUCGCUGUUGGAGCACGGCGCGUCCGUCAACAACACCACCCUGACCAACUCGACGCCGCUGCGGGCCGCCUGCUUCGACGGCCACCUGGACAUCGUCAAGCAUCUGAUCGAGCACCGCGCCGACAUGGAGGUAGCCAACAGGCACGGCCACACUUGCCUGAUGAUCUCCUGCUACAAGGGCCACCGAGACAUCGCCAAGUACUUGCUGGAGAAGGGGGCCGAUGUCAAUCGCAAGAGCGUCAAAGGAAAUACAGCGUUGCAUGACUGUGCUGAAUCUGGGAGCCUGGAGAUCAUGAAGAUGCUGCUUAAAUAUGGAGCCAAAAUGGAGAAGGAUGGUUACGGAAUGACUCCAUUGCUUUCUGCCAGUGUUACUGGUCAUACCAACAUUGUGGACUUCCUAACUCAACACCCACAAACGAGUAAAAUUGAACGUAUUGAUGCUCUGGAGCUCCUAGGAGCUACAUUUGUGGACAAGAAGAGAGAUUUGUUAGGAGCAAUGAAAUAUUGGAAGAAAGCUAUGGACAUGCGAUACAGUGAUGGGGCUAAUAUACUUGCUAAACCUGAGCCCCAGCAGUUAAUAAUGGCUUAUGAUUAUGCCAAAGAAGUAAUCUCUGGAGAGGAGUUGGAAGCAUUGAUUGCUGAUCCAGAUGAGAUGAGGAUGCAGGCACUACUAAUCAGAGAGAGAAUACUGGGUCCUUCACAUCCGGAUACAUCUUACUACAUAAGAUAUAGAGGUGCUGUAUAUGCUGAUUCUGGUAAUUUUGAAAGGUGCAUCAACUUGUGGAAGUAUGCAUUGGAUAUGCAACAGAAUAAUCUGGAUCCACUGAGUCCAAUGACAGCAAGCAGUUUGCUUUCUUUCGCUGAACUUUUUUCGUUUAUGCUGCAAGACCCUACAAAAGGAGUCUUGGGAACUUCUGUUUCUUUCGGUGAUUUAAUGGGAAUAUUGAGCAAAAGUGUCUUUGAAAUAGACAGAGCUAUGAAGCAGGAACAAGCACCAUCUGACUUGACGCAAUUGAGCAAAGCCCUGUCAAUAAUCUUGCAUCUAAUUUGUUUACUAGAGAAGGUGAAAUGCAGCUCUGAACAAGAGCAUCUCAAGCGGCAAACCAUCUACAGAUUUCUAAAACUGAACUCUCGAGGAAAGACUGGGUUUUCCCCCCUUCAUCUGGCAGUUGAUAAAGAUACCACUUCUGUGGGUCGUUAUCCCGUUUGUAAAUUUCCAUCUCUGCAGGUCACUGCAAUGUUACUGGAGUGUGGAGCGGAUCUCAACGCAAGAGAUUUUGAAAACAACAGUCCAUUGCACAUUGCAGCACAUAACAAUCACCCAGAAAUCAUGAAUCUUCUAAUUAAAGCGGGUGCACACUUCGACACCACAAACUCCCAAAAACAAACGGCCUGUGAUUUGCUGAAUGAGAGGGAAAUGGGGAAAAACUUGAUUCAGCCGAUCAACCAUACAAGUUUGCAAUGCCUUGCUGCCCGUGCCAUAGUAAAACACCAAUUAGUGUAUGAAGGACAGAUUCCAGAAAAACUGGAGUCUUUCAUUUUGCUUCACAGAUGAUUCGAACAUUUUUUUUGAAUGUCUGUAAAUAUGGGAAGAAAUUGGUCAUGUGCUUUAGUACAUCUCUAUGCUAAAGGAUGUUGAAUAGAUUCAGCAGCUUUUAGUCAAUUUUGACCGCAUGUUGUUUUUGCUGCCUUGGUCACCUUGCUCACAGUUAAUGCACUGUGGUAAUGCAUGUGUGUAAAGUAUAUCGUAUCUGUUCACCAGUAUUUUAAUGGAUGUCUGAAGAUGUAUGCUGCUUUGUUUUUGGUUAAAAUUGGGAUUGAUAGUUUGCAUUUCUAACAACCUAUGAACUUGAUUUUGUUCCAGUAUUUAUUAGUGGAAUUGUAUUUUACAGCUGUCUUUAUAACCUUUUGUGCUGAUUGGUGUUAAUGCAAUAUCCAGUUUCUUAAAACAAAAUCAGCUUUGUCAUUUUUUUUGACCCAACACAUUGGACCAUAAUUUGUUCUGCUGCUUUAACAUCAGCAAUACCUUAAGUGCUUUUAAGUUUCCAGUAGAGUGGCUUGGAGAAAAGACUGCUCUGUUAACUCAUCACUAUGCAGAUCCUGGAACUUGAUUGGAAUGUUGGGUAUAUUUCUCGUCCUCUGAGUGUUCAUUUAGUUUAAAGACUUUUUUCAAACUGCAUAAGGCAUUUCAAAUAGUUUGCCGUUGGAAGUACCUAUGGGCUUUUUGCAUAAAAAUAGGGCUGCACCCUUGAAGUUGCUGCAUUUGACUUUUUGUCUAUUACUGAGGGGGUAAUAGCUACUUUGGUGCACAUGUUACUGAAACCCUAUCUUUUUCAAUAGCUUUUUGCAUCAGACUUAAAAUUUAUUUUCUUUAGUGUGAAGUUAGCCUGCUUCCCAAGGGGUCUUUAUAAUUGCUGUCUAUUUCAUCCGAAAUUUGUAUCUGAUAAACAAUAUCCACAUUACUGUUGAACAGGAAGGGUGACAUUUUUGAAAGUUGUUGGAUUCAGAUAAUCGCUGUAAUUCUGCACUUUACCAGUAGAAAUGAGAAUUAAUGGCAGUUUGGCCAUGUAUGUCUUAAAUAAAGCAUUCACAAUAAAAUGCCAAAGUGCACUUGCCUAUGCUAGUGUCAAAUUGUUGUGUAGUCAACUGAUAUUUGGGAUGGAAAGAUAUAAAGAGUUGCUGUUUGAUUUAGUACUUACAGCACCGUUUACCCUAUAAAAUAGAUUUUGUGAAUGCAACUGGAAUUCAGUUGCUCGUGCUGACUAACUUCAAUACGGGGGGGGGGGGGGAAUUAUGUACAUUUCGAUUUGAGUAGAAAAUUUACUGUUCUCAGACGAGUGAUGUAAAUUGGCAACAGUUUUUUUUUUUGCGUUAACUGUUUAUUUAUUUCAAAGCUUUGAGGUUUCCACGAAGCUUCCCUAAAUUUUCCCCGAGGCAACAGGUAGAGUCUUCACUUAUUUCAAUGUUGUGCUGAAAUCCAUUUUCUGCAAUUCAAACUUUAUUGAUAAAUAUCAAGGCAUCCACUUUAUUUCCUUGCAUAUUCUACUUUGGUUUAAUCUGUCUACCAUAUAAUUUCCAUUGGUCACUGCCCUAAACAAUUUUUCGCCAUGCUUUGCAUUUGAUAUGUGGUGACUUCUUAUUGAAUUUUCCCAGCAUCAUGAUUACCAUUUGCUUGGAUUAGCUCCUAGCAUUAGUAACCAUCAAUCGCCUGUUGGAAGCCAAUAAUGACUGAAGAUAGUCGAUUUGUCUGAGAUCUUCAAGGUAAAAUAGACUGUCAUUGUCAAGACUCUUAUCAGUUCUGUUCGCCGUUAUGGAGUAUAUAGUACUGUAUUAUGCCCAGAUUACAAUUCACUGUAUUUUCAAUUUUUGUUAAAAUCAACCUUUUUAGAAGAUUUCAGCAUGUCCUUGAUGAACUCUAUUGUCAUGUUUAAUUUCCUUGCCAUAUUUUUGCUCUGAUUCCUUCAGGCUUGCAAUUUCACUCGUCAAGAGCAGCAUUGCUUUGGCUCUGGUCUUCUGGGCAUUUGUUUGCUCUAUUGCUGUUAGCAGUGCCUUGAUAUAUCAACUCUUGGUUUAAUCUCUUAAUGUGAAACCAAUCUUCUAUGUUCUCGCAUGGACAACCAUUGUAAACACAAUGGGAUGGAAAGUUCUGAGUAAAUUUUCUGGAAAGAUUGUUACAAUUCACUUUUUUAAAUGGUGUUUCCAAAAUGCAGUUUUUGCUCAAUUUGCAAUUAAAUCUGUAUGGUGAGGGCUAUUUGGUUGUCUAUUUAAAUCUUGUGAAAAUAACUUUGGUGUAAGGUGUUGGUGCAUACAAACAUGCUACAUUUUCUCUUGUACAAUGUGGCGGUUCACUGAACUUUGCUGUGUUUUGAUAUAUAAACUUGCUCUAUUACCUUCAAGCAAGUAUUUUGGAGACUGAGGGUUUUGGAACUGGUUUGAUUUAUGAUGUAUGAAAGGUUAAUUUUCAGCUCAAAUGAUUAAUUUUCAAAGUCUUCCAUCUUUGUUCCAAUAAUAUGGCUCAUAGUGGUGUUAAGUCCUCAGCUUGACAUUUCCUUUUUGCCUUAAUGUAGAUCAUAUCCUAACCAACAUUUAUCCACUCAACUAAUGUCAUUAAAAUAGUGCCGUACCUAUGUGAUUUG
Molecule: messenger RNA, 4888 nt
Organism: Amblyraja radiata (thorny skate)
Lineage: Eukaryota; Metazoa; Chordata; Chondrichthyes; Rajiformes; Rajidae
Gene: fem1c
Product: fem-1 homolog c
Exons: 2
Coding region: 454-2307 (617 amino acids)
Molecular function (GO): protein binding
Source: RefSeq, a predicted model, not a curated record